This is a messenger RNA of Acaulospora morrowiae, 205 nucleotides long. The record is from the annotation of a GenBank genome assembly. Lineage: Eukaryota; Fungi; Glomeromycota; Glomeromycetes; Diversisporales; Acaulosporaceae.
CUUGUUCGCUGUCCCCACCAGAGUCACCGCAUGGUUAUUUUCCCGAAUCAUGUGAAUCAAUCAACCCCCUUUUGUCGCGACCGGUACCCUGGUAUAAUAAUAAUGAUGAAACCAAGUCUCGAAAAUUUAACGGGAAAACCGAAGAUAUGGACUUGGACCAUACUUUUUAUGGGCAUGAUCUUUCCAUAUCGCAAGGGCGUAGAUG